AUGACUUUCAAGGCUCUCCUCUUCGACGUUCGCUUGGCGACCAAGGUACACGUUGUGCAACUUCUGCUGGUAGUUGUUGUCUUGGCCCUCGCCGGCUAUAAAGGAACCAUCAACACCCCUGUCUCCGGAGGCGCUGGCCAGAUCACGCCAAUCACAGCUAGUGUCAAGAGCAUCAUCUGCAUCCUUUACGAGCUCCUCACUCGCCAUGUGGCCGGACUCCAAAAGUUCGGCAGGCUAGGUGUCUACAGGGUCCUCAACGUGGUGGAUUUUCUCUUGUGGGGUGCUGUUGCCGGCCUGGUGGCCUACUCUGCUUCGCGGUACUGCGUCGGCGAAGCAUGCUCGAUCACCCAAGGGAUCAUCGCUCUCGCCGUUUUCAUUUGCGUGCUCUCAAUCCAGCCAGCUUGUGCUACAAUCAAGGAAAAACGCGACGUGAAGAACGCCUCCAGGGCAUACGAUGCCGAGAUGGCAAGACCGCGCCACUGA
This is a messenger RNA of Emericellopsis cladophorae, 483 nucleotides long. RefSeq lists its product as uncharacterized. The record is from RefSeq and is a predicted model, not a curated record. Bases 1 to 483 code for a protein of 160 amino acids. The transcript has 3 exons. Lineage: Eukaryota; Fungi; Ascomycota; Sordariomycetes; Hypocreales; Bionectriaceae.